AUUCCAGGGUGCAUACAUUGCAUCUGAUAAUAUGAAAAAAAAAAUUAAAUAAAUAAUUUAAAUACAUUUUUUUUUGUCAUUUCGUUUAUUGUUAUUUUAUUUUUCCAAAUAAAAUAUUAAAUUACUUUUUUUGUUUUGUUAUUACUAAAAUAAAGAUAACGAUAUUUAAUUAUUUUUCAUAUGACUUUACUUGAUGAAUGAUGACUCACACGUUGCUGCUUGCUGCCUGGGUGUGGUGAAAAUUGAAAAAAAAAAACAAACAACAACAACAACAACAACAACAACUUGCAAAACUACAGACAGAAAGGAGAAAAAAUAAAUAUUAUUUAUAUUGUUAUUAAACACAUAAUUAUUUAUAGUUUAAUAAAUGGAUGAAAAGGAAGAAGGUGAAAUAUCACUUGAUGAUAUAAGUGAUAUUUCAUCUGAGGAUGGAAGAUCUUAUAGACACCCAUCAUCUUGGGAUUCAUCUAGAAGAUCCAGGUCACAUACUAAACGAGAUUCAGCUCAUGGAAAAGAGAAUCGUCGUCAUGCACGUGAUGCAGCUGCUGCUGCUGCUGCAGCAGUACAACCAGUUAAAUAUACAAUGCCAACAUUGCAUGAAAAAAAUGAAGAUCUUUUGUUAAUAUCAAGUGAUGAAGAUCUUGAAAUAGUAUGUGUACCAGGUAGUUCACGACAAGUUGUUGUACAAUCAUUUAAAAAAAAACGUAAAAAAAAAAAGAAAAAAAAAGCUGGUAAUGGUGGUGGUGGUGAUUUUAAUUUUUCAAUAAAUGAUUUUGUAUCAGUUAAUGAAGAUGAAAAUGAAAGAAUUGUUGAUCAUACUAUAGCACAAAAAAUAUUAUCAAGACGUAGAAGAACACCAAGUCCAAUACAUAAACGUAAAAGAUCACCACCAGUAUCAAGAACAAAUGAUUAUCAUAAAUCAUCUUAUCACAGAUCAUCAACAAGAUAUUCAAGAUCACCAUCACCAAAAAGAAAAUCACCAAAACGUCAUAAAUCACCUAAAAGAACAUCACCACCAGCACCAGUACCACCACCACAACCACCACUAGUACAACCACCUGUAUCAUCAACAAUAACAACUGGUACACUUGAAAAUAUUAAUUAUCAUAAAAAAAAAGACAUAACAUCAAAUCAUACACCAAAAGAAGAUAAUUAUGAUGAACAUUAUACAUCAACUUUAUUAAAAAAAGUUAAACAUUUAGAUGCAGUUGGUUCAACAUCACCAAAAAAAACAAACAAACAAAAAGAAGUACCAUCAUUAAAAGAUAAAUUAAAUAACAUGAUGAAAGUACAUACUGAACCAAUUGUAAUACCUGAAAAUAAAUUGAACGAUGUUAUUAUUAUUAAAGAAGAACCAAAAAUUAAACAAGAAAUUUCAGAAUCUGUUGGUUCUGAAUCACAAAAUAUUAAUGAUACUGAUAAAAUAACAACAGCAACAACCACAACAACACGUGUAACGACAACAGAAAAUAAUCAACAAGAGAAUAAUAAUAAUAGUAGUAAUAAUAAUAACAAUAACAACAUUGAUGAUAAUGAUGAAGAAGAUUUAGAAUUACGUAUGAUUGCAUUACGUUCAGCAGUUAUGAAUAAACAUCAAAAUCGUGUUAAAAAAGGUGCUGCUGCUAAAAAAUCAAAAUCUCAAAAACGUGAUGGUAGUCCAUUUAGUGAUAGUUUUUUUGAUCAUGAUAAUAUAAUUGAUAGUGAAAAUGAAAUGUCAGUUGGACAUACACAAACAACAAAUAAUCAACAAGCUGAAGAUAUGGAUAUUGAUAGUGAUGUUGAACGUGAAAAAAUUGAUAUUUAUUCGCCAAGUGAUUCACCAACAUAUUCACCGUCAUAUUCACCAUCCUAUUCACCAUCCUAUUCACCAUCAUGUUCACCACCUUAUUCACCAACUGAUGAUGUUAUUCCCCUUGUAUCAAUUGAUACAAGUUUAUUAACACCUAAAAGUCCCAUUAAUAAUUCAUCAAAAUAUAAUACACCAUUUGAUAAAUCUGAUAAAACAAUUAAAAAAAAAUUAUCAUUUAAUGAAGAAUUAAUAAAAAAUAGUUGUGAUGAUAAUACAGAUGUACCAUAUUCACCAACAGAUAGUGCUAUUCCAUAUGAUGAAAUGAUAACUCCACCAAAAAAAUUAAUUACACCAAUACAACCACCACCGGCAAUACCAGCAGCAUUAAAUUUUUCUAAUAUAUCAAAUUAUCAUUCAUAUCAUCAAAAUGAUAGAACAUCAAUACCACUUGAACAAGAUCCAGUUGAAUUAAUUCCACCAGAAAUACUACGUGAAAUAUCAUCAUCACCAAAUGAUUUUCCAGUUAUUAUUGAUGAAAUUAUUAACAAUCAUAGUGAACAAAAAAAUACAUCAAUUAAAUCUAAUAUUGAUAAGCAAUUUAUUAAUUCUUGUGAUACUUUUUUGACAAAUAAUAUUCAAAAUAAUAAUUAUGCUGAUGAACCAUUGUAUCUUCAAGGUGUUCUAGAUAUAGCAAAAAACAUUAAUAAAAUUCCUACGUCAAUUAAUAAAUCAUUAGUUCCAAUGACAAUAUUAAAAACAAAUAAAAAUUUACAACAGCCUUUGCCAAUUAAAAAAUUAAAACCAAUACCAGAGCCAACAUUUAAAAGUGCUGAAAUGCAGGUAGUUAAUAUUGUUAAUGAAAAAAAAAAUUCACAAACAAAUGCUAUUUUUAAACCAAUUAAACUUCAACCGGUUGUUAAAAAAACAACAUUUAAUCCAACACCAGCUAGUGCGUUUGAUGAUAUAAGUAUUGAUGAUUUUCCAAUUGAUGAUUUGACAACUCAAAAUUACAAUGAUAAAGAUGUUAUCAUAACAAAUGAGUGUACAAUUGUUGAUGAUAAUUUUCGAGCUACUGAAAAUAAUUAUAAUAGUACAAAAAAUAAUAAUAAAUCUAUUGUAAAUAAUUUUGACAAUGACAAUAAUAUAGAUGCUAUUGUUGUUAAAAAUAAACAAAAAAAUUUAUUGAUAAAUAAUAAAAAUAUAAUUGAUAAAGAUAAUCAAGAAAAUUUUGAAAAUAGUGAAGAAAAAUUGAGAGAAAAAUUGGAAUUAAAAAAAAGAAAAAGAUUAUCAAAAAGUGAAUUACAAGCUGAUGAUGAUUUGAAUUAUAAAAAAGAUUCAGUACCUGUUGAAGUGAUUGACAAUGAUGAUAAAUUGAAUAAAGAUAAAAGACGAAGAUUAAGUAUUGAAGAUGAUGAAGAAGAGCUACGUGCAUUAUUAUUGGCUUCUUUAUCAAAACGUCCAAAAGUUACUGAAAAUAUAGUGCCAAUAAAAUUGCCAGAAGUUCCACAAAUUAUUGAUGAUGAAAGUACAAAAAAAUCAGCAACAAUAGUUGAAAAUUCAUUCAAAAAUACAAAAAUUGUAUCGCCUUCUGGAGAGACUGUGCUUCCUCCAGCCAAUUUAACAACUGUAUCAAAUAGUGCUGUAAAAAUUGUUGAUAAACCCGUUGUACCACCAGCAGCACCAGUUGUUGCUGAAAUUAAAAAAACAAUUAAUGCAAAUGUUAAAAAAGUUAUUUUACCAACAGUUCCAACAAAAACUAUUAAUAAUAAUAAUAUUAAAAAAAUAACAACGACAACUACAGCAACAACAACAACAACUAUUCAAAAUACUGUAAAUUCAACAAUUUCAACAAUGAGAAAUAAAACAAUAAACAAUGUAAGACUGACUGAAAAUAUAAGAUCUACAAGUCCAAAAUUACUAUCAUCAUCAAAAAAUUGUAGACUUGUGAUAAAUCUUGGUGAAGAUACUGAUUCAGAUACUGAUUCAGAGUGUUCAAAUAAUUCUAAAAAUACUGAUAAGACUGUUGUAAAUUUACCAAAGGAUGAUUUAACAAUUCCAACAACUGAUUUUGAAAAAAGUGUUGAAGCAUUUUUACGUGAUCAGAGAAAAAAAAUUGAGUCUAGUAUUCCGACUGAGCAAAGAGAUGCUUUUAAAAAAUUAUCAACAUCAAAAGUUUCAACUGGUAAAAAUUUAACUGGACUUGCACCAACACCUUUGGCUGUUAGACAUUUAUCAGCAUCACGUCAAGAAGAAUAUCGAAGAUUGAAACAACAAAUACUUGAUCGUGAGACAAAAAAAUUACAGAGAUCAUUAAAAAAUUUGGGUGAUAAAAUAAGUAAUAAUAUUGGUGCUGCGACAAUAACAAGUCCAUUAUCACCAGCAAGUCCAGGUAGACAAAUGAAUAAAUUAUCUCCAGCCAAGCCAGUAAAUAAUAAUAAUCAAAUUGGAGAAAUAAAAACAGCCAUUAAUUCAGAUGAAAGAUCAUCACAAAUUAAUUUAAUAAAUAAUACUGAAAAAUUGCCAAUUAAUGAAGUAUCAAAUGUUGAUAAAGACAAUGCUCAAGUAACUGAUAAGACUGGAGAGGAUAAUGCUCUGUGUUCAUUUGACAAAGCACCUCUUGAACUGACGCCAUCAUCAAUGGAACUUAGUGUUGAAAUUAUCGAUGAUAAUUCAUCGUCAACUAGCCAAAUGUCAAUGGAAAUAAAUAAACCAGUUGCCCCAAAAAUAUCUUUCUUGAAAAUAUUGACGACUGAACAAUUGAAUAAAAAAUUCGAUGAUAAAGUACGUUUAGAAAAAAUUAAUCAAGUACAAGUUGAUGAUAAAUCAAAUGAAAAUCAACAAAACAAAUUGACAAUUGAUCAAGCGGUGAAUUUAGAAGUAAAUACUUGUGAUGUUAAUACAAAUUCAAUAAUUGAAACAUCAUCAAAAAUUAUAAAACCAAAAUUAAUUUCAAAUGAAAUUGAAAAAAUUUCUCCAAUUGUCGAAACAUCUAAAAAAAUAACUCCAAUUGUCGAGACACCUGAAAAAAUAACUCCAGUUGUCGAAACAACAAAAAAAAUUACUCCAACUGUUGAAACAACAAAUAAAAUUACUCCAGUGGUCGAAACACCAAAUAAAAUUGCUCCAGUUGUCGAACCACUGAAAAAAAUUACUCCAAUUGUCGAAACACCAACUGAAAUUCCACCAGUUGUUUUGCCUUCGGUUGAGUCGAAUCAAGAAAAAAAUAAUACAAACGUGAAUCUAACGAUAACACUUGAUGACACUCUUGAUGAAAAUAUACCAAUGACAAAUAAAAUAACAGAACCUGUAAUACAACAAGAAGAAGUUAUAAAUUUACCAGUUAAAAAAUUAUUAAAUAAACAAAGAAAAAAUAAAUCACCAGCAAAAGAACUUUCAGAUAAAAUAAAAUUAGAUGUUAAAAUUGAAUUGGAAAAUUUAAAAGAUCUCAGUGAAGAUCUUAAAAAAGAAAAAUUAUCUUCAAUUGAAAAAGAUUUAAUUAAUAAUCGAAAUCUGGUUCUUAAUGAUUUGACCGAAUUAUCUGAGAAUUUAAAACAGUGGGACAUUGAACGUGAACUUCAAACAGAACUAACAGUUGAAGUACGUAAUCUUAGAAUGCAACUUAAACUUGCUGAAGAACGUUUACAAGAACAACGAACAAAAAUAACAAAAAUGGGUCCAAAAGUUGCAAAAGCACAUAAAACAAUAAUCAAUGGUCGUACAAAAUGUGUUAAAUUAACAAAACUUUGUCAAGGAAUUGGUAGCAGUGUUAUUGGUCCCCGUUACAAAGUACCAACAACUGGUGCACAACGAAUGGUUGACGGUUUAAAAGAAGUUGUAUUUCACACAAGACAAUUAUCAAAAAAAACAACACCAACAAACAUAUCAAAUAAAGAUGAUGAAGACAAUGAAGAUGAUAAAAAAGAUGAUGACGAAAAUCAUGAUAAAAUCAUAGAUAAAAAUAAUAAAUGCACUGAAGAUGUGUGUGAUGAUGAUGAUGAUGAUCAAUUGACUGAUGAUGUUAUUGAAGCCGUUGAAAUUAUUAAAAAUAAUUCAACUAUUAUUGAGGAUAAUUGUCGUCCAACUUGUAGCAGUACACCACGUAAUGUUGAAUUAAGAAAAAAUCAAUCAACUGUUGAUAAAAAAAAAAGUGAGACUGAACGAGUUACAUCGAAAUCAACAAUUUCUAGCACACAAGGAAAUUUUGAUCCAAAUGGAGUACUGUGUCCAUAUGAAUUGAUGGGGACAUGCAAUGAUGAUGGCUGUUCUUAUAAUCAUCUUGAUAAAAAUCGUGGACAAUAGCAACAAUGUUAACUAGGAUUUAUUUAUCAUACGUAAGGUGGUUCGAUUGUCUAAAUACCUGGGGGUGGGAAUUAUUUACUUCAUCGUUACUAUCUUCAAUCAUUUUUUUUUUAAAUUUAAAACAUUUUUUAUUUUCUUGCUUUAUUAUUUUUACUAUUUAUUUAUCUAUUUUCUAAUUUAUUGUAUUUAUUUAAUAGUCAUGAAAAUUAUUGACAAAAUUAUUUGUGAUUUAAUUUAACUGGAUAAUUAUGUCAAUAGUAAUUGGACAAUUAAAUUUAUACUGACUCAAGGCAUUCUACUUGCUUAACAAACUGCUUUCAACAAAGCUUAAUACUAUUUUUACCUUUUUUUUUUUUUUUUCUUUUGUUUUGUCUCCUUUGCAGACUCGAAAUGUGAAUAGACCACGACAACCUGAUUAAGUGUGGAUGUAAAUAUAUUAUUUAUAUUUUUUUUUUUUUAAAUCUUCCUACUCUUCGAGACUGGGGAAUCGUUGGACUGCCAUUCCUCUGUCUAGAUGGUAAGUUGUCAUCAAAAAUGAACCAAAAAAAAAAAAGAGUAGUUAAAUAUGCUUGACAAAAUAAUAUUACAAAAGUGUGGGCUGUGAUAUUAAAUAAACUUGUAUCCAAGGAUUUAUACAAGAAGAAAAAGAAAGUGACAUGAAUAUUUUUCAAAUUUAUUAUUCACUGAAUUAAUGCUUUUUCUUUUUCUACCAGAUUUACGUUAUCAUCCUCUUCACACUCAUUACUAGUUAAUUAAACAUUUUUUGUUUUUUUUUUUUUUUUUUAUUAUUUAAAUUUGUUAUACGAAAUUUUUUGAAGUUUUUUUUUUUUUUUUCUGUUGUAUAAAACAUAAAUUUUAUAUGAUUAUUAUUGGGUGUUAUAUACUGAAAAAAAAUUAUGAUUAUUUGAGUGAACAAUUGUUAAGUAUGGAGAAGAAAAAAACCAAGUGCUACAUGAGUGAAAAAAAAAAAAAAGAUAUAAAUUAUAAUUAAAAAUUAUUUUGCUCAAAUAUCAACUCGACAAAAUUCAUCGAUUUUUUAAAAAAAGAAAUUUGUCAUCAAUGCCUCAAGUACUUUGGCCAA
This is a messenger RNA of Aphidius gifuensis, 7169 nucleotides long. RefSeq names its product protein PF14_0175-like. The coding region runs from base 368 to 6088 and encodes 1906 amino acids. The record is from RefSeq and is a predicted model, not a curated record. Lineage: Eukaryota; Metazoa; Arthropoda; Insecta; Hymenoptera; Braconidae. The transcript has 5 exons.